This is a messenger RNA of Symbiodinium sp. CCMP2592, 483 nucleotides long. The record is from the annotation of a GenBank genome assembly. NCBI's taxonomy places the organism in Eukaryota, Dinophyceae, Suessiales, Symbiodiniaceae.
AUGGCUGUUUCAGAACUUGAGCGACUGGAGGCAGUUAACCAGAUGGGAAAGCGGAUAGGCGACGUGACAGCUACAGGGAAACCCGACAUAGACGAGCUUGGCGACUUUGACUUCUCUGCGCUGCCACCACCAUGCAAGCCCGACAUAGACCUGGUAGACCUUUGUUUGUACCCGGUUGACAUGCCCCUUGAAGUCGAGGGAGAGAGCGAGCAGGAGGAGUUCGAGUCGUUUAGUUGGGCCGCAGACCUGCGCACUCCAUCCACUUCCUCCCUGACACCACGCUUCCGGGACGUCCCUCCGGGCACACUGCUGGCUCCAGAUGGCCGCGCUCACUGGAUGCACGUGCUCCGGAUGGACGAGUUCUGCAAGGACGGGGAAUGGACGAGUAGUGGGCAUAUCCUGCAGGAAAGCUUCAGAUUAUGCACAAGCCUGUCCGCGCUCAUGCAAAGCGCAGUCAGGCCUCAGCCUGGUGAGGAAGCGUAG